CAGGGAAGUGAUGUGUCCAGCGGGUGAGACUGGAAGUCUCCUUACUGCCUUCUUGGCCUGGAAUCCCGCAGCCAUCUCCGGAAGCAGAGUCCAGGAGAUGGGAAGAGAGGCCAGCCCGGGUCCGACGCGAACCUCACAGGCCUGGCUGGAAUGACUCAUCCCGCUAGGUUGGGCCUGGGACGACUGGCGGUUCGCGAAGCCACGCCCCGCGCACGCGCACUCGGAGUCAUGUGGCCACGUAUGCGGUCAUGUGACAUGGGGGCGUUGCCCAGCGGGCGGGCGGGAAGCAAACUGCUUGAGGAACUGUGGCGGUAGCAGCUUCCAUGGCAGCGCUCUACGGCGGCAUAGAGGGGGGAGGCACGCGUUCCAAGGUCCUUUUACUCUCUGAGGAUGGGAAGAUGCUGGCAGAAGUGGAUGGACUCAGCACAAACCACUGGCUGAUCGGGACACACGAGUGUGUGGAGAGGAUCAAUGAGAUGGUGAACAGGGCCAAAGAGAAAGCCGGGGUGGAUCCUCUGAUACCUCUGCGCAGCUUGGGCCUGUCCCUGAGCGGUGCGGAGCCGGACAAAGCUGUGAGGAUCCUGAUGGAGGAGCUGAGGAAUGGAUUUCCCCACCUGAGUGAAAGCUACAUCAUCACCACUGACGCCGCUGGCUCCAUCGCCACAGCCACCCCGGAUGGUGGGGUCGUGCUCAUCGCAGGGACAGGCUCCACCUGCAGGCUGGUCAACCCCGACGGCUCCGAGAGCGGCUGCGGCGGCUGGGGCCACAUGAUGGGGGACGAGGGCUCAGCUUACUGGAUCGCACACCAAGCAGUGAAAAUAGUGUUUGACUCCAUUGACAACUUAGAGGCGGCUCCUCAUGACAUUGGCUACGUCAAGCAGGCCAUGUUCAGUUAUUUCCAGGUGCCAGAUCGGCUAGGAAUUCUCACUCACCUGUAUAGGGAUUUUGAUAAAAGCAGGUUUGCUGGGUUUUGCCAGAAAAUUGCAGAAGGUGCUCAGCAGGGAGACCCCCUUUCCCGGUACAUCUUCAGGAAGGCUGGGGAGAUGCUGGGCAAGCACAUCGUAGCUGUGCUGCCUGAGAUUGACCCGGUCUUGUUCCAAAGGGAGAAUGGCCUCCCCAUCUUGUGUGUGGGCUCCGUGUGGGAGAGCUGGGAGAUGCUGAAGGAAGGAUUCCUUUCGGCACUGACCCAGGGCAGAGAGAUCCAGGCUCGGAACGCUUUCACCAGCUUCACCCUGAUGAAGCUGAGGCACUCUUCGGCCCUGGGAGGGGCCAGCCUGGGGGCCAGGCACACCGGGUACCUCCUCCCCAUGGACUACAGCGUCAACGCCACUGCCUUCUUCUCCUACACCUUCCCCUAGGGGGCUGGCUCCAGCUCACCUCCUCCAGGCCCAGUGGACAUUGGGUGCUGGAAGGGGGAAGGCUUUUUCUUCAAAACAACACAUAGAGAAGAAAAUAAACGCACUUUACUUACUCCCCGA
Choloepus didactylus (southern two-toed sloth) is the source of this 1478-nucleotide messenger RNA. It is a transcript of the gene NAGK, whose product is annotated as N-acetylglucosamine kinase. The coding region runs from base 324 to 1358 and encodes 344 amino acids. The record is from RefSeq and is a predicted model, not a curated record. Gene Ontology annotation, molecular function: N-acetylglucosamine kinase activity. Lineage: Eukaryota; Metazoa; Chordata; Mammalia; Pilosa; Megalonychidae. The transcript is spliced from 10 exons.